Molecule: messenger RNA, 3522 nt
Organism: Electrophorus electricus (electric eel)
Lineage: Eukaryota; Metazoa; Chordata; Actinopteri; Gymnotiformes; Gymnotidae
Product: zinc finger, SWIM-type containing 6
Cellular component (GO): Cul2-RING ubiquitin ligase complex
Source: RefSeq, a predicted model, not a curated record
AUGGCGGAGCGCGUUCAGCAGCCCGCAGCCAAACGGCUGUGCUGCCGACCCGGGUACAGCGCGGCGUGCAGGCAGGGCCAGCGGGCCGGCGGAGCGGUGUGCGGCGCCUCGGGGUCCGGCCAAGGGGCGUCCGGCAAAACCCAGAGCCCGGAGUCGCUCUUGGACAUUGCGGCGAGGAAAGUGGCCGAGAAGUGGCCGUUUCAGAGGGUGGAGGAGCGCUUCGAGAGGAUCCCGGAGCCAGUCCAGAGGAGGAUCGUGUACUGGUCUUUUCCGCGGAGCGAACGGGAGAUCUGCAUGUAUUCCUCCUUCAACACGGACGGGGAGGAUAGCGCGGCUGCCGCCGACGGCGGCGACGAGAGCCGGCUGCCCUUCCGGCGGGGCAUAGCCCUCCUGGAGGGCGGCUGUGUGGACAACGUCCUGCAAGUCGGUUUUCAUCUCAGCGGCACGGUGACCGAACCGGCCACCACGUCUGAACCGGAGGUCGUGUGCAGUGUGGCCAUCAGCUUUGACCGCUGCAAAAUCACUUCGGUGACGUGCGGCUGCGGCAACAAGGACAUCUUCUACUGCGCCCACGUGGUGGCGCUCUCACUCUACCGCGUGCGGAGGCCUGACCAGGUGAAGCUGCACCUACCCAUCUCCGAGACACUCUUCCAGAUGAACCGCGACCAGCUUCAGAAGUUCGUCCAGUACCUCAUCACCGUUCACCACACCGAGGUGUUGCCAACUGCCCAGAAACUGGCAGAUGAGAUUCUCUCACAGAACUCUGAAAUCAACCAAGUACAUGGGGCUCCGGAUCCCACAGCGGGGGCCAGCGUUGACGACGAGAACUGCUGGCAUCUGGACGAGGACCAGGUCCGGGAGCAGGUCAAGCUCUUUCUGUCCCAGGGGGGCUACCACGGCUCGGGCAAGCAACUCAACCUUCUCUUCUCCAAGGUGCGGGAGAUGCUAAAGAUGCGGGACUCAAACGGGGCGCGCAUGCUGACGUUGAUCACGGAGCAGUUCAUGGCCGACCCGCGUCUGGCCCUGUGGAGGCAGCAGGGAACCACCAUGACGGACAAAUACAGGCAGCUGUGGGACGAACUUGGUGCAUUGUGGAUGUGCAUCGUGCUGAGUCCCCACUGUAAGGCCGAGCAGAAGGCAGCCUGGCUCCGACAGCUCAAGAAGUGGAACGGCGUGGAUGUGUGCCCCUGGGAGGAUGGUAACCACGGCAACGAGCUGCCCAAUUUAACCAACGCUUUGCCUCAGGGUGCGCACGGCAACCAAGACUUGGGCACCAGGCCGCACCGGACGGUCUUCACGCGGGCCAUUGAAGCGUGCGAUCUCCACUGGCAGGACAGCCACUUGCAGCACAUCAUCAGCGACGACCUCUACACCAACUACUGUUACCACGACAACACUGAAAACUCGCUCUUCGACUCCCGCGGCUGGCCUCUGUGGCACGAGCACGUGCCCACGGCGUGCGCCAGGGUGGACGCGCUGCGCUCGCACGGAUACCCGCGGGAGGCCCUGCGCCUUUCCAUCGCCAUCAUCAACACGCUGAGGCGCCAGCAGCAGAAACAGCUCGACCUCUUUCGCAACCUCAAGAAAGACCUGCUCCAUAAAGGGUUAACCUCCAUCACUAACCUGGAGGGCUGGGUGGGUCAUCCCUUGGACCCCAUCGGGACGCUCUUCAGCACGCUGAUGGAGAGUGCCCGCGGCGAGGAUGACGGCUUGCCCGGAGCUUUCCUGGAAUUCUCAGGCACGGUGAGCCCGAGCAAGCGCACAGACCCUGCCCUGCAUGCGCCGGCCCGCCGCUUCCUGGAGGAGGGCGAGUCGUAUGUGGCACUGGCCGUGGAGACGGCCCUCAUGGGCCUGGGUCAGCAGCGCGUCAUGCCCGAUGGCCUGUAUGCCCAGGAGAAGGUGUGUCGCAACGAGGAGCACCUCCUCGCCAAGCUGCAGGAGGUGGAUCUGGACGACGCGCUCGUGAAGAUCUUCCGCAAGCAAGCCGUCUUCCUGUUAGAGGGUGGGCCCUACAGUGGUCUGGGUGAAGUCAUCUACAGAGAGAGUGUUCCCAUGCACACGUUUGCCAAGUAUCUCUUCACCUCCCUCCUACCUCAUGAUGCCGAACUGGCCUAUAAAAUUGCACUGAGAGCAAUGCGGUUACCAGUGUUGGAAUCCUCAGCUCCUUCCGGCGACAUGUCCCGGCCGCACCAUAUAGUAUCCGUUGUCCCCAACCGCUACCCCCGGUGGUUCACCCUUAGCCACAUAGAGUCCCAGCAGUGUGAGCUGGCCUCCACCAUGCUCACAGCAGCCAAAGGCGAUGCUCGGAGGUUGGAAACAGUAUUAGAGUCCAUCCAGAAGAACGUCCACUCGUCUUCUCACAUCUUUAAACUAGCGCAGGACGCCUUCAAAAUAGCCACACUCAUGGACAGCCUGCCUGACAUCACUCUGCUGAAAGUGUCUCUGGAGCUGGGCCUUCAGGUCAUGCGAAUGACUCUCUCGACACUGAACUGGAGAAGGAGGGAGAUGGUUCGGUGGUUGGUCACAUGUGCAACAGAAGUCGGGGUCUACGCACUGGACAGCAUCAUGCAGAGCUGGUUUACCCUCUUCACGCCCACCGAGGCCACCAGCAUCGUGGCCACCACCGUCAUGUCCAACAGCACCAUCGUGCGCCUCCACCUGGACUGCCACCAGCAGGAGAACCUUGCCAGCAGUGCGCGGACGCUGGCCUUGCAGUGCGCCAUGAAGGACCCGCAGAACUGCGCCCUGUCUGCCCUCACGCUCUGCGAGAAGGACCACAUCGCCUUCGAGACGGCCUACCAGAUCGUGCUGGACGCCGCCGCCACGGGCAUGAGCUACACGCAGCUGUUCACCAUCGCGCGCUACAUGGAGCACCGCGGCUACCCCAUGCGGGCCUACAAGCUGGCCACACUGGCCAUGGCCCACCUGAACCUCAGCUACAACCAGGACACUCACCCAGCCAUCAACGAUGUGCUGUGGGCGUGCGCGCUCAGCCACUCGCUGGGCAAGAAUGAGCUGGCCGCCAUCAUCCCCCUAGUGGUGAAGAGCGUGAAGUGCGCCACCGUGCUGUCGGACAUCCUGCGGCGGUGCACGCUGACCACGCCCGGCAUGGUGGCCCUCCACAGUCGGAGGAACUCUGGGAAGCUGAUGUCGCUGGACAAGGCGCCUCUGCGGCAGCUGCUGGACGCCACGAUUGGCGCGUACAUCAACACAACGCACUCGCGCCUCACGCACAUCAGCCCACGGCACUACAGCGAAUUUAUCGAGUUCCUCAGCAAAGCGCGGGAGACGUUCCUGAUGGCGCAUGAUGGACACAUCCAGUUCACGCAGUUCAUAGACAACCUGAAACAGAUAUACAAAGGCAAAAAGAAACUGAUGAUGCUCGUACGGGAGAGGUUCGGUUAGGCCGCAGGUCGCCGCCCUCCACUUACUUGAGUCUGCCUUUGUAUCCUUUCUAAGUUAAAGCGACACGAAAAUGCAGGAAGAGGGGGACAAAAUGUCAAAUCCAGUAAGAGCCACAGC